UAAAUGUGCAGCCUGGAAUGAAUAGCGGCCCGAAGAGGCUAGGGCUGCGCGGCAGGAUGAUGAAGCAUGCGCCUCGGCGCUCCACCUGAAACAACAACAGUUAAAUACUAUUUAUUCAAAUAACUAUUACAACUGCGACAGGCGGCAUCCAUAACCUUUCGUCCUUCUUGUGCGUCUACCAAAAACACUUCAAAACACCUGUCGCUACAUUUCGCGCGUAUCCAUGUCCCUGACUGAUGUCAACCACACCCAGGCCGUCACGCUCGGCAUAAUAGCUGUCUAUGCUGUGGUGAUCGCUCUAUUAUGGAAUCUGCCGUAUGUUCGGUGGUCGCUAUGGCCCUUCAAGAUGCUGGUCAUCGCCUUCCAUGAAUUCGGACAUGCUAUCACAGCAGUCCUGACAGGCGGCCGCGUCAAGUCCAUCUCGCUGGACCCGCAUGAAGGUGGUGUGACACAUAUGGUCGGCGGCAUGAGUGCGAUCACCUUGCCGGCCGGCUAUCUUGGCUCGUCGCUGAUCGGCGCCUUGCUCAUUUUCUGCGGCUUCGAUAUUGUCGCUAGCAAAGUCGCCAGUAUCGUUCUGGGUGUGUGUUUCUUGCUCACCCUCUGGUGGGCUCGGAAGGACUGGUUGACUAUCGUGACGAUUCUGCUUGCCGUGGGCUUGCUGAUUGGCUUUUGGUUUAUUGCUCAUGCUGAAGCGCUGCGUUUCUUGGUGCUAUUUAUUGGUGUCAUGUCGUCCCUUUACAGCGUCUGGGAUAUCUGCGAUGAUCUGAUUCUGCGCAAAGUGAACACCUCCGACGCAAGCGUUUUCGCCAAGCGUUACGGUGGUUCCUCUCAAUGCUGGGGCGCGACCUGGUCCUUGGUGUCAGUGGCUUUCAUGGCUGUCGGUAUCGUUGCUGGACUGGCUGCAUUCAACCAAAGCUUUUCUCAGCAGGAGAGUGACUCGAGCCAUUUCAUUCCAACGAAGAUGUGAGGUUGAUGGCCUGGUUAAGGGCUUGAAUAUUGCGUGUCCACCUCGUUGGCUUGGGCGAAUCAAAGCUAGAAAUGGAGGUGGCAUUAACGAUGUUAUACGACUUUCCCUUUUGGUUUGCAAGUUUUACAUGUUUACAAGGACUGCGUUUUAGUUUUAUGAUACCUUUAUUGUUGAUUUGUUUUCAGGGGUGCGUUUCAUAUAACCUUUAAGGUUGAAUUUCUAAUUCGAUUCCUUUGAUAUAGAUCUCUAAACCCAGUGUUUAUUGAAAACAAUAUAUUGUUACGA
Talaromyces proteolyticus is the source of this 1252-nucleotide messenger RNA. Its product is annotated as peptidase M50B-like-domain-containing protein. The transcript has 3 exons. The coding region runs from base 224 to 967 and encodes 247 amino acids. Lineage: Eukaryota; Fungi; Ascomycota; Eurotiomycetes; Eurotiales; Trichocomaceae. The record is from RefSeq and is a predicted model, not a curated record.